Molecule: messenger RNA, 1126 nt
Organism: Lacerta agilis (Sand lizard)
Lineage: Eukaryota; Metazoa; Chordata; Lepidosauria; Squamata; Lacertidae
Gene: CAV1
Product: caveolin 1
Exons: 3
Coding region: 122-664 (180 amino acids)
Biological process (GO): negative regulation of endothelial cell proliferation; caveola assembly; negative regulation of protein tyrosine kinase activity
Cellular component (GO): perinuclear region of cytoplasm; cytoplasmic vesicle; caveola
Molecular function (GO): transmembrane transporter binding; molecular adaptor activity; protein kinase binding
Source: RefSeq, a predicted model, not a curated record
UGUGUGCGUGCGCGGUAGUUCCCCCCCCUCCCUCUAACAAUUCCGGAUCUUCCUUCGUCGGAUCUUUUAAAUUAUCGGUCAGUAACGCCCUCUGCAAAGCCUCGAGCAAGCCCAGGACAGCAUGUCUGGGAGCAAAUACGUAGACUCCGAGGACUUUUUUUACACAGCGCCCAUCACCAUCAGGGAGCAAGGCAACAUCUACAAGCCCAACAACAAGGUCAUGGCAGAUGAAAUGCACGAGAAGGAGUUCCAUGACGUUCACACCAAAGAGAUUGACCUGGUCGACCGAGACCCCAAGCAUCUCAACGACGAUGUGGUCAAGAUUGACUUCGAAGACGUGAUUGCCGAACCUGAGGGAACCCAUAGUUUCGAUGGGGUCUGGAAGGCAAGCUUCACCACCUUCACUGUGACAAAAUACUGGUUUUAUCGCUUACUGUCUGCCCUCUUCGGCAUCCCCUUGGCUCUCAUCUGGGGCAUCUACUUUGCCAUUCUGUCCUUCCUCCACAUCUGGGCAGUGGUGCCCUGCAUCAGGAGCUACUUGAUUGAGAUCCAGUGCCUCGGCCGAGUCUAUUCUAUCUGCAUCCACACCUUCUGCGACCCGCUCUAUGAGGCUAUUGGCAAAAUGUUCAGCUCUAUCAGAGCAACAGUACGGAAAGAAGCAUAACUGACGUUUCGAGGAGCCUGAAGAGAGGGUCUUCUUCCCUCCCCUCCAUUUUCUUUUCUUUCUUUCUUUUUUGUUCCAGUCCCAAGGCUAUAUCAACGAUGAACAAAGCAACUGGCACACGUCAUCUAAUGAAGCAACCAACCUGAGUGCAGCAAAGAAUCACUUGCCCAAAUUUCCUCCCUACUUAAUCUCUCCUGGAAUUAUAUCUUCCCUUCUUUUUUCAGGAGGUAGGCUGAUCUGCAUUUUUUUUAUAAAAAAAAAGGCCAAAUAUAAAAAUUGCUGCUCUCCCAUUCCUAGCUGCCUAUUGUUUUGCUGACCCUUUGACGAACUGACUCAUGUUCUGCUUACCCUUUCCGUUCAUUUGUUGCAAGUUCAGUUCACAACGCUAUAAAAUAAAGAGCCGAAACAUUGCUUUCCAGCGCUACAACGCUGCUCUUGAUUUUACUGUGAGCGACAAAAAAA